Molecule: messenger RNA, 462 nt
Organism: Postia placenta MAD-698-R-SB12
Lineage: Eukaryota; Fungi; Basidiomycota; Agaricomycetes; Polyporales; Adustoporiaceae
Exons: 5
Coding region: 1-462 (153 amino acids)
Molecular function (GO): RNA binding
Source: RefSeq, a predicted model, not a curated record
AUGGAGGAAGGCACAAAGACCAAGAAGACCAUCUUUGUGAGCGGCAUUGGAGACGAAGUCGACGAGGGGGUUUUGGUGGAGAACUUUUCGGCAUUUGGGGACGUUAUAGAGGUUCAAAUACCUCCUGCGCCCACAAAUCCAUCACAACCCAAUGAGGUGAAGCACCGUGGUUUUGCUUUUGUGACGUUUGCCUCUCCCGCAGACGCACAGGAUGCUAUUGAUAACAUGGACUUGAACGAACUCAACGGCCGUGUACUCAAAGUCAACAUUGCCCGCCAGCUUAAGGCUCCUACAGAAGGUCUCGGAAACAGAGCUAUCUGGGAGUCGGAAGAAUGGCUCAAGACAUUCGCGAAACCGUUGGACAAAAGUGGAGGUGCUGCCCUGCGCGCGAAAACCAGGGAAGGGGCCGAGUCGACUGGUGAUCAGAAUGAGGAUGAGGAAGACAACGCAAUGGUAGAAUGA